AUGCUAUCUUUAGCUUUGUUUUGUAUAACGUUCGUGCUAAGUUGGACAUGGUGGCUUCGAAAUACAAAGUCUAAACUGGAACCGCCCGCUUAUCCAGGUGCAUUGCCGCUCAUUGGACAUUUACAUCUUCUGAUAGGAAAUAGUGUUUAUCUUUGGAAUUUAGUGAAACAAAUAUCAUAUACGAGCUUAAGAAUGGGUGGUGUGAUAACAUUGUCAGUUGGACCUCGGACCAUAUACGUGGUAACAGAUCCCGAAGACAGCUUGACUUUUGCUAACGCUUGCUUACAGAAGGAAACUAUAUAUGAAUUUGCUAAACCCUGGUUCGGGGAGGGUUUGAUAACCGGAACAGUGUCAAUAUGGAAGCGUCAUCGAAAACUGCUAAGCCCAGCUUUUAGUCAAUUGGUGUUAGAUGGAUUUCAGGGGGUUUUUAACAGUCAGUCCAGGCGACUUGUUAAGGAUUUAGAAGUGGAGGUAGGCAAGGGCCCCUUCGACCAAUGGGUUUACACACGACGUAAUGCCUUGGAAACUAUAUGUAUGACUGCCAUGGGAGUUGAUUUCAGCAAAAGCAGCCUUCCUUAUAGCCAAUUCGAGCAAGCGAUAGAGCAAUGCUUCAGCAUUCUCGUAGAGAGGUUUCAAAAGUUUUGGCUACACAAUGACUUUAUCUACAGCUGGUCUACUUUAAAGAAGAAGGAGGAUCAGUGUUUAAGAAUAUUACACAAUAUGUCUAAUACGGUAAUGCAAUUACGUAAGGCAGCGUACUUGAAUAAUAAGAAGAACGGAUUAGAAGCGUCAAGUGGUACCAAAUUUAAGGCAUUCGUAGAUCUUCUUUUGGAAUUAUCGAUCGAAACGGGAGCUUUAAAUGACUUGGAAAUAAGAGAGGAAGUAGACACAAUAAUUGUCGCCGGACAUGAUACUACAGCGACCACACUUAUGUUUACUCUAGUAUUAAUAGGGUCCUAUCCAAAAGUACAAGAGCGAAUAUUUGAAGAGUUACAUUAUGUCUUCGGAGAUGACGACAGGGACGUUACUAAACAAGAUUUAUCUCGAUUAGAGUAUUUAGAAGCUGUUUUGAAGGAAUCCAUGCGCAUAUAUCCUAUAGUUCCAGUCACAGCUAGAUUACUUGAUAAAAAUGUAAAGCUAAAGAAUUACACACUAACCGCUGGGCACGGCUGUUUUAUAUUCAUGUAUGGUAUCCAUCGUCAUGCAAUGUGGGGAGAUGAUGCUGAAGAGUUCAAACCAGAACGAUGGCUAGAUACCGCGACUUUACCUUUAUGCCCUUCUGCUUUUGCACCUUUUAGCAUAGGAAGGAGGAUUUGUAUUGGAAAAGCAUUUGCUUUUAUGUCGAUGAAGACUACACUAGCCCACGUACUACGGCAUUAUCGCGUGAAAGGAGAUCAUACCAAAAUGGAAUUAAAGAUUGAUGUGAUGCUGAAACCCGCUUAUGGUCACCACAUUUCUAUAGAGAGAAGAACGAAAUGA
This is a messenger RNA of Parnassius mnemosyne (clouded apollo), 1479 nucleotides long. NCBI's taxonomy places the organism in Eukaryota, Metazoa, Arthropoda, Insecta, Lepidoptera, Papilionidae. The record is from the annotation of a GenBank genome assembly.